AUGGCGCGACGCCGCGAGCAGCCUGUGGAGGAAGAGGACCAGGAGAUGGACGAGGAGCUGGUAUCGCUCCAAUUCAAUGAACAGUUGUCAUGGCGCGCUGGAAAACCAAUUGCGACGGGUCAGCUCCUGCGCCGGCUAGAGAAGCUAUCCAAAGAGCUUGCCGACAUGGACCAGGAGACCGUUUACAAGGACUCGCUUCACAGUGUCGCCAAAGAUCUCGCCUCGCAUAACCUGCUGGCGCAUAAGGAGACUGGUGUGAAGGCUUAUGUUGCAUCGUGCUUGGUGGACGUUCUUAAGCUGUGCGCCCCAGAGGCUCCUUUUACUCCCAAGCAACUCAAGGAAAUAUUUACUCUUUUCGUCAAGGUCAUACUCCCCGCACUCUGGAACCCAUCGCAUGCAUAUAACGCCCAGCACAAAUAUGUCCUUUCUUCGCUAGCCGAUGUCAAGAGUAUCCUCUUAAUAAACGACGUUAAUAAUUCCGAGGAGCUUUUACUCGAGCUCUUUUCUACAUUUUUCGAUGGUAUCUCCGGAUCGUUCAAAAACUCAUCUGGAGAACAGGUGGCAAAGGAUGUUGAGUUUCACAUGACCGAGGUUAUGGUAACCUUGGUUGAUGAAAGCGCCUCAUUGCCGCCCUCUGUUCUAGAUGUAAUAAUGGCUCAAUUUCUUCGGGCCGCUCCCCGAGCCGGUCACAGGGAGAAGACGGAAUCUAAUGGGACUCAAACCACGUUAUUACCCAAGGAGGAGCCAGAGGCAUAUGUCAUGGCCAAGACGGUAUGCAAUUCUUGUCCUGACAGGAUGGCGCGCUAUGUCGGGCAGUAUUUCAGUGACGUGAUUAUGGAUGUAUCAGGAAAAGGGAGUCAUGGGAAUGGACAUAAGGACGAUGAGCAGUCAGAUGACGAGGCCGUGACUGCUGGACCUUCCGAAGCCGAUUUUAAGGAAUUAAGAAAGGCUCACCAACUUCUUCGCGAGCUUUGGCGAGCAGCUCCAACGGUGCUUCCGAAUGUGAUACCUCAAGUUGAUGCCGAAUUAUCGGCCGAUGAUGUGUCUUUACGCCUUCUAGCUACCGAAACGCUGGGAGAUAUGAUCUCAGGUAUUGGAGCUGCUGGACCCCCUCCCCCUCCUGUUCUUGAUCCAGCGGCGUACCCUCCGCUAAAACUAGGCGACGAAGCGCCGGAUCACCCUGCGACAAGUAUCUUGACCACACCUAUCUCGCCCCUUUCUUUCGCUCAGACUCAUCCGCAGGCGUUCCAAAACUUUAUUGGACGUAGAAAUGACAAGUCACCCCUGAUUCGUGCCUCAUGGACGACAGGUGUGGGUUAUAUUGUAUCGACAUCUGCUGGUGGCAUCGGGCUGAGUCGAGAGGACGAAUCAACCUUCAUGACCGGCCUAAAGGACAAACUGAAUGAUAGUGAUGAGAAAGUUCGCCUUGCUGCGGUUACUGCGAUACAAACCUUCAGCUUCCGCGACAUUGUGCUUAAAUUGGCAGCACUUGGAGGCAUCACUAAAGAUGGCUCAGUGUUAUAUACCCUCGCAGAUCGAUGCCGAGACAAGAAGUCUUCUGUGCGUGUUGAGGCCAUGGCGCUUUUGGGAAAGCUAUGGGGUGUGGCAAGUGGUGAGAUUGCUGCCGGGCAAGAAGCCGUCAUAUCGGCACUGUCUGGUAUUCCUUCGCGCAUCUUUAACACGUUCUAUGCAAACGACCUUGAACUCAAUGUUCUCUUAGAGCGGGUUGUCUACGAGUGCCUUGUACCUCUAUCUUUCCCGCCACUUCCCAAAGCUAAGGGAUCUAAAUCUUCUAGUAGCCAGUCCCAGUCGCAAUCGGUGGGCGAGUCGAAUUACGACCAAGAUAAGAUACGAGCGGAAAGAGUUCUUCUGCUUGUCAAAGAUUUGGAUAACAGUGCGCGAAAAGCCUUCAAUGCUCUUCAGGCCCGACAGCCACAGUUUUCUAAAGUACUAGAAAAUUUAGUCCGUCAAUGCGAUGCCUUCAAUGGAGGCAACCCGGAGGGCGAUGCAGACAGAAUCCGGCAGAAUCUCUCAAAAACAGCGAAAUAUCUUGGUCAAUUUCUCCCAGAUCCAAUUAGAGUGGAGGCUGAUUUGCACACUUUUGCAAACUGGCACGAUCGCCGAAGUUAUCAGCUCAUCAGAUUUACCGUGUCCCCCGAAAGUGACUUUAAGACAAUGCACAGAGCAAUCAAAGAGCUUGUCAAAAGAGUCCAAGGAUCUCCUAAACCACAUAUCCUUGACACAUUACUACCGAUUCUCUACCGAUCUGCUUAUAUCCUGUUCAAUAAGAGCCAUCUUUCAACUUUUAUGGACUGCUCGAAGAGUGACAAGGACGGCCUUGGAGCUGCAGCCCAAGAGAUAACGACAGAAAUAUCACAACAUAAUCCAGAUCUUUUCAAGACGCACGUUGGACAGAUCUGCAAAGACUUGGUAGAAAGUGCACCUAAACCUGAAGAAACGAGUGAUACAGGUAUGGUCGAGACGCUCAAGGCUUGCUCGUCGUACUCUCGGAAAUACCCAACUGAACUACCUGGUGAUCGAAAGUUUACACAAGCAUUGAUCAAAUAUGCCUUGUAUGGACAGCCAACGAAAUCUGCUAAAUACGCUGUGAAUGUGUUGAUGGCUCGGAAGGACCAGGACAGCCUAGUGUCAGCCACUGAUCUGCUACAGAGAGUCAUGAAAGAUUGGGGCUACGGCACCUCUCAUUUCCUUAACAAACUUGCAGCAGUCAGCCAGUUGGAGUUGUUGGCACCAACAGUGACGGCUGGUGCCAACGAUGACAUCAUGGACAUGGCAUUAAGGGACGUCCUCAUGCAGGUUCGUGUUGAUGCGAAGGACACGGAUCCAGAUUGGGUUUCUGAUAUAGAGAUUGAUGAGGAGUGUCAGCUGAAAUCAUGGGCACUUAGAGUCGUUGUGAACCGUAUUCGGGGCAUUCAGGAUCUAGAGGAAGCAAAGGAACUUGCCCCUCCAGUGUUUAAACUGCUUCGUACCCUUCUGAAGGCACAAGGAGAGCUCUGCAAAACGAAGGAUACACCAAAGCACCACAAGUCACGACUACGGCUACUGGCUGGUCAGCUUCUUCUGAAGCUAUGCACAUCUAAGCACUUUGAGGAGCUUCUUUCGCCUUCAGACUUUAACCAGCUCUCACUUCUCACUCAGGACACCUGUGCGAACGUGCGCCGUCUUUUUGUCGAGAAGCUUCAGAAAUAUCUUGUCCAGAACAGGCUUCGGGCGCGGUUUUAUACUAUCAUCUUCCUUGCAGCGUUUGAACCGAACGUGGAGUUCAAAAACCAGAUUGAGACUUGGAUUAGAUCUCGUGCUCGUUUCUUCCGGGACGCCAAGCAAAAUGUCAUGGAAUCCACUAUGGGAAGACUUAUAUCUCUUCUGGCACAUCAUCCCGAUUUCAGCCCGGAACCUGAGGAAUUAGUUGAUCACGCAAGGUAUCUUCUCUUCUACUUGAGUAAUGUCGCUACUGAAGCCAAUUUUGGCAUGAUAUUCAAAUAUGCAGAACGCGUGAAACAGACGCUUGAUGGCAUUGACACCUCCAAAAGCGAAAGAUUAUACAUUCUCAGCGAUCUUGCUCAGAGCUUGCUACGAAAAUGGCAAGAGCGGAAGAACUGGAGUUUCCAAGCCUAUUCUAGCAAGGUUGGUCUACCCGUGGGAUUAUAUACCUCUCUUCCUAGUCAUCAAGCGGCGCAGGAGAUCGCAGAGAAGCAGUACCUCCCGGAAGAAAUAGAUGAGCAAUUGGACAACCUCUUGAGGUCGGUAGACAAGAAAAAGAAGCGCAAGAGCGCAGAUGAGCGAACUGAAGGUCAGCCGGCGCAGAAGAAAGCUAGGGCUCCGGCUUCAAAAAAUACUCCGAAAGUCAAAGUACCCCGGCCUUCAAAGGCUUCUUCAAGCCGGACGUCCGGGAAACCUAAGACUUCCACCCGGGCCAAAAAGGCUAAAGAAUCGUCAUCCCCUGCGCCAGAGGCUGCGAAUCGGAGACGCAGUGGUCGCGCGAGGAACAAUUCGUCUUAUAUAGAACGAGAUGACUCCGCAGACGACGAUGAUAUGUUGGAAGGGGUGGCUAAAUGGCAAUAUUAUGAUGAAGAUGGUAACCUUAUCUCACACGAAGAUGAUGAAGGAGAUGAUACUUCUAGUUUGUCAGAGGUCACCGAGGAUGAGGCAGAAGCUAUGGAUGAAGGAAACGAGACAGAGGAAAAGGGUGAACCGGAGCCGAAGCCUGUUAAGGAUGAUGAAGAAGAGUCUGAACUUAGCGACAUCGAAGACGAUCUUGAAAACGACACCUCACCACCUCUAUCGAAGCCAACAGGACGCAAGGGCCGCUCCGCUGCUACCACUGCCCCAGUGGCAAAGAACCUACCCUCUAGACCGGCCGUUAAAGAUGCCACACCAAAGGGCAAAUCGGCUACAGCCAAUAGUACGAAACCAAAACCAGCGCCCAAGGCCAGGCCCAUUAACACUCGAGCGACGAGAUCUCGAAGAGCAGCCGCCGAGGACGAAGUGGAUGGAGACUCUGAGUAGGGCAUUGUAAUUCGAAAUGAUGAUACUGGGAGCGCUCAAGCAAACAUUAUCGUUGCUUAUUCAUUCGGGACAUUAUGAUUUGGGGGCUAAGGUAGUGCUGGGAAUGGGUGCUUUGAUGAGAUAACGAUGAUUAAUCUUUUGCUUUUCAUUUUAUCCUUUUGCUUCCCUCCUGAGGGGCAUCUCUCUCACAUACUUUCGGUCCUAGGUACCUGGUUACCCUGU
Messenger RNA from Xylaria bambusicola, 4749 nucleotides. RefSeq names its product armadillo-type protein. The record is from RefSeq and is a predicted model, not a curated record. Bases 1 to 4527 code for a protein of 1508 amino acids. The transcript is spliced from 3 exons. Gene Ontology annotation, biological process: DNA repair; mitotic sister chromatid cohesion. Gene Ontology annotation, cellular component: nucleus; chromatin. NCBI's taxonomy places the organism in Eukaryota, Fungi, Ascomycota, Sordariomycetes, Xylariales, Xylariaceae.